Molecule: messenger RNA, 657 nt
Organism: Arabis nemorensis
Lineage: Eukaryota; Viridiplantae; Streptophyta; Magnoliopsida; Brassicales; Brassicaceae
Source: the annotation of a GenBank genome assembly
AUGACAUUGAGCAGAGUUCACCAACAACUAAUUGCAUUUCCUGGAGUCAAGACUGCUCCAGUGUGUUACUUGCCUGACCCAGCUUCCAUCAACAAGCUCCAAAUCCCAACAUCUUCCAAGAAAUCUGAACAACAAACCAAAGGAAAACCGACUCUGCAAAAGAAGAAAACCGGUGGCUUCACAGAUGGAGCUAGAGAUCAGGACAAGUUAGGACCAAAACUAACCGAGACAGUCAAGAGAAAGCUAUCCUUGGGAGCUAGGAUCCUUCAGAUGGGAGGCUUAGAGAAGAUCUACAAGCGGCUCUUUAAAGUCUGCGAUGAAGAGAAACUAUUCACGGCGUACCAGUGCUACCUAUCAACAACUGCGGGUCCUAUCGCGGGCCUACUCUUUAUCUCAUCAAAGAAGAUUGCGUUCUGCAGCGAGAGAUCGAUCAAAGUGGCUUCUCCUCAGGGAGAUCUCAUCAGGGUUCACUACAAAGUUUCAAUCCCUUUGUGCAAGAUCAAGGGAGUGAACCAGAGUAAGAACACGAAGAAGCCAUCUCAGAAAUACCUUGAAGUAGUCACGGUCGAUGACUUUGACUUCUGGUUCAUGGGAUUCUUGAGCUACCAGAAAGCUUUCAACUGUCUCGAGCAAGCGCUAAACAAUGAUGAGCAAUGA